AUGUUUGAAGCCAAACUCGACAAGGGCCUCGUGCUGAAGAAGAUUCUCGACUCGGUGAAGGACCUGGUCACCGAGGCCAGCUGGGAGUGCACCCCAAAUGGCAUGUCACUGCAGGCCAUGGACACCUCUCAUGUGUCGCUGGUCACCGUCAACUUGAACGGCGACGGCUUCUCCCGAUUCCGCUGCGACCGCAACAUGGUCCUUGGCAUGAAUCUCGUCAACCUUGCCAAAAUCUUGAAAUGCGCAGCCAACGACGACAAGAUAACCAUGAAAGCCGGUCACGACGACCAGGACAAAAUUAAACUCAUUUUCGAAGCGGCCAAUGACAGCGAAGUCUCAGAGUACGAAGUCAAGCUGAUGAACCUGGACUCCGAGUAUCUCGGCAUUCCGGACACUGACUACAAUGUCACAAUUAAGAUGCCUUCAAGCAAGUUUCAGCGAAUCUGCCGUGAUCUGAGCCAAAUUGGCGACACUGUUGUGAUCACCGCCACCAAGGCUGAAGUCCAGUUCGCCUCUAUGGGUGAUCUCGGAAGCGGCUCUGUUCGUCUUUCACAAAGCCCCAGCCUUGAUAAGCCCGAAGAUGCAGUCAGCAUUUCCAUGAGUGAAGGCAUCUCACAGACCUUUGCUCUCAAGUACCUGAUCCAGUUCUCAAAGGCAACUCCACUUUGCUCGCAGGUGACCCUGUCGCUCUCGCCCGAUGUCCCGCUGGUGGUCGAGUACAAGGUCGUCGAGACCGACGACGACGGAGACACUGACAUUGGUCACAUUCGCUACUACCUGGCUCCCAAGAUUGAUGAUAACACCGAUUAA
Molecule: messenger RNA, 810 nt
Organism: Rhagoletis zephyria (snowberry fruit fly)
Lineage: Eukaryota; Metazoa; Arthropoda; Insecta; Diptera; Tephritidae
Source: RefSeq, a predicted model, not a curated record